Molecule: messenger RNA, 1416 nt
Organism: Verticillium alfalfae VaMs.102
Lineage: Eukaryota; Fungi; Ascomycota; Sordariomycetes; Glomerellales; Plectosphaerellaceae
Product: nuclear envelope morphology protein
Exons: 3
Coding region: 1-1146 (381 amino acids)
Molecular function (GO): protein serine/threonine phosphatase activity
Source: RefSeq, a predicted model, not a curated record
AUGCUCUCUCGACCCUGGGCCGCUCCUGGCGUCUACCUGAUCGCCUGUCUGUAUGAUAGCUCGGGCGCAUUUGCGCCGCUCUCUCAGCUGAGAAAGCUUUUUGGGACGCGCAGCAAUAAGUUUGCGCACGAAUCUGGUUUCUAUGACGAGAAGAAUGGCCUGCACCUCUCUACUUCGAGUCAAGCGUACGGCACAUUGUCUCGGCCUGUAAGGUCUUCCGGCUCAUCAUCGUCUGGCCUCUCGUCCGAGUCCGAAUCGGAUCCUGACCACAGGAACCAGCAUCGCAGCUCCGUACAACGACACACCCGCUCCAAGACUCUACAAGACACGGAAGAAAUCGCCCCGUCACGAAGGUCUAUACGUAUCAAGCUACACAGCGAGGAAGGACUUCGAAAGCACCGAAAGACACAAUCUGCUAGCUCACAGGCCAAACGCAGUGACGGCACCGCCGUGGCCGAUAUUUCUGCCCAGCUCAAGUCGCCGACAUCACCUGCUGGCGCUUUGACGAAGUACCCGAGAACACCAGCACCACCUCGCCCCCUUAUUCCCCGCCGCCAACCAUCUUACCUCAACCUCGAACAAACCGAUCGGAAGCACCAGAAGACACUGAUCCUGGAUCUUGACGAAACAUUGAUACACAGCAUGUCUAAGGGAGGCCGCAUGAGUACUGGGCACAUGGUCGAAGUCCGUCUAAACCAGACCUAUGUCGGCGCCGGAGGGCAGACGUCGCUGGGGCCGCAACACCCCAUUCUCUACUGGGUUAACAAGCGGCCCUAUUGCGAUGACUUCUUGCGCAGGAUCUGCAAAUGGUACAAUCUUGUAGUCUUCACGGCCUCCGUGCAGGAAUACGCCGACCCUGUCAUAGAUUGGCUCGAGUCGGAGAGGAAGUUCUUCUCGGCUCGUUACUAUCGCCAGCACUGCACGUUCCGACAAGGUGCCUUCAUCAAGGACCUGAGCUCUGUCGAGCCCGACCUCAGCAGGGUCAUGAUCUUGGACAACAGCCCGCUGAGUUACAUGUUCCAUCAAGACAAUGCGAUACCCAUCCAAGGCUGGAUUAACGACCCGACGGACAACGACCUUUUGCAUCUGGUGCCGCUUCUUGAGGGUCUGCAGUACGUGUCGGAUGUGCGGGGCUGCUGGCGUUGAGGGGAGGACGGUCAGCACAUGGCAUAUGGCAUAGUCGUUGUAAUGACAAAAAAGGGGCAGGCGGAGCGUGAGAAACUUCAGCGGCUUCAACUACGUCUGAAGGCGAUUGAAUGUGUGUAUGUAUACCAACAGCGGUGUUGUAGGUUUCCGGGAGUGAAACGGAGUUUCCGAGCGGGUGGGCGCAAAGAAACCAGCAUUCAGGGACGGACGGCAACGUCGAUAAGCUGGUUCUGAGAGCGGGUUUUGUUCAAUUGUUAUUCCAGUUUGUCC